AUGGCUGUGAGCGAUAAGAAAUUUAAUGAGAUCAUGACACAUAACAAAAUGCUUGAGACACAAAUCACACAACUAGAAAACACUUUAAAAGAUUGUGCUAGUCCUUCUUCAUUUCCUUCUCAAGGAGUUGAUCCUAAGAAACCCGUUUAUUCCAUCACCACAAGGACUGGAAGGGUUCUUGAAGAGAGAGUUUCUAGGGAUUGUAAGGAGGACAAGAAGAAGAGUGUUUCAAGUGAGGAAAAAGAGGAAGACGUGUCAAAAGAUGUAAGUAAAGAAGAGAUCCAUGAGAAAAAGAAGAGUGAUGAGAGAAAGCAAGAGGAAGUGAGAAAACUCGACCUUCCAUAUCCCCAAAAGUUUAUGAGGAACAAACUAGAUGUAAAAUUUAGGAGAAUUCUUGAAAUGUUGAAGGAGGUCCAUCUUUCUAUCCCUCUUACCAGAGCCAUGACCCAAAUGCCUAGAUAUUCCAAAUUCCUUAAGGAUAUCUUGAGUGGUAAGAGAGACUGUAAUGAGAUAGAUUCGGUAGAGGUUGGUGAGUGUUGUAGUGCUUUGAUUCACAAUGACCUUCCCAAGAAGAUGAAAGAUCUGGGUAAUUUCUCCAUUCCUUGCAAAAUUAUGAGUAAGUUAUUUGAGAAAUCUUUGUGUGAUUUGGGUGCUAGUGUGAGCAUAAUGCCCUUCUCGAUCUUCAAGAAGCUAAAUCUAGGAUAA
Molecule: messenger RNA, 705 nt
Organism: Chenopodium quinoa (quinoa)
Lineage: Eukaryota; Viridiplantae; Streptophyta; Magnoliopsida; Caryophyllales; Amaranthaceae
Exons: 1
Coding region: 1-705 (234 amino acids)
Source: RefSeq, a predicted model, not a curated record